Zea mays is the source of this 7035-nucleotide messenger RNA. RefSeq names its product rust resistance kinase Lr10. The transcript has 4 exons. Gene Ontology annotation, biological process: protein phosphorylation. Gene Ontology annotation, molecular function: protein kinase activity; ATP binding; polysaccharide binding. Lineage: Eukaryota; Viridiplantae; Streptophyta; Magnoliopsida; Poales; Poaceae. The record is from RefSeq and is a predicted model, not a curated record. The coding region runs from base 4786 to 6792 and encodes 668 amino acids.
CGGCCACUAGUGCCAGAUUCUUCUGAGAAUAUGUAUUUCUCUAGUGAUGCAUUAGGCAUAAAUUCGCAUGAUGAAUUUUCCCAAUAGUUGCAACUUUACUGAAAUUCUUCUUGUCCCGUUGAGUUCUCCAACAUUUUGACUGCCACAGGCUCUCCAUUGGAUAGCUCAGCUUUGUAUACACAUCCAAAUCCACCUUGGCCGACUAUGUUAUUGAACCGUCUUGUUAUCUUUUUAACUUCAGAGAAUGUGCAUCUUGUUGAUUUCAACGUUCUGUAGGUUUUGAGGAACAUUUCACCUUUCAUGUGUAUCUCUUCGUCAUAUUUAGAUUUGAGGGUGAGAUAUAAUGCAGCAGCUGUCAUCGCUGAAAGAACCAGAGUGUGGCUGCUGGUGACGUUACUGAAUAAACAAGUUGAAGAAAAUCAGUCUGUUAGAUAGAAAUCAACUACUCAUAUCUUUUGCGAAUGAGACUACGAAGAGUGCUGUAGUUUUGUUGUAAGAAAUAAAGAACUCAAUAGGUCAAAAGUGCAUUGAACCACAUACCUGCAAUGAUUUUGAGAUGUGAACCUGCGUGCAGGAAAGAGGUGAAUUAGAUUCUAUCAAGACUUCCUUUUAGGCAGAAUCUUACUAAAGAAACAAAGGUAAACUGCUGUAUAGCGGGCUGAAUAAGAAACCCGAGCAGUCUACUCUAAAGUUUAGGACAGCUUGUCUCUAGGGGAUAAGACGCGAAAGGGCCUCUAGCCUAGUGGUUAAGGACUUCCGAGUAGCACCUCCAAGUCCUGGGUUCGAUUCUCCUCGAGAGCGAAUUUUCAGGCUUGGUUAAAAAAAUCCCCUCGUUGUGCCCCAUCCGCUCUCGGGUUACGAUGUCCUGUGCGCCACCCUCCGGUUGGGCCGUUGCAGAGUGGACAGUUACGCCGGCCCGUUAGUGAUGGGGGACCAGGGUUCGGGGAUUUUCUCGGCCGGGACCAUUGUUUCGGUCUCUUCUUAAUAUAAUACCGAGAGGGCGGUCUUUCCCUCCCCGACCGAGUUUUUUCUAGGGGAUAAGACUGUCCACAACAAAUCAUGUAAAUUAGGGGCAGUGAUGAAGCUAGAGUGAAUCAGAUAAGGGUGCAUAUGUUUUAAGGGUGCAUGAUAAUAACUUAUAUUUGAUGCAUAUAUGGUGAAAAUCUAGUUUAAUUCACUAGUUUUAUAAUUUUUUGUGGGUGCAUGUGCACCCACUACUCUCUACAUAGCUUUGGCCCUGAAUAGGGGAUUUGCACUGUAGAUAACACUAUUUGCAGAGUGUAGUUUGAAAUAGGGUAUGAGACAUGGUAGCCGCCAGAGACAGCCUAAGAAAAAUGUGUGCUAAGUGCAUGUUCCUCACUUCCAUCUUAAUAUUAGUGUACAACAUAUUCAAGCAUCAUACAUGGUGAGAGAAAUGUUGAGUUUGUGAUAUAAAUUCUGAAGAAGACGGCCAAGUUGGCGAGCGAAGCGGAGGCCCGUCGUCAGGAGGCUUGAGCCGAAGCGUAGCGAUGCCAACUGGCCUUCGGAGCCCCCCCGCGGUACGGAUCGUUCCUUACUCAUCUUAGGGUUUCGCCUCUAUAAAUACACUUGUAAUCUGCAGGAGAUAGUCAUCUCAUUGUAAAUCACUCGCGAUCUGUAACCACCUGAAAAAUAGUAAUAUUGUUGCUGGCCGGCGCCCGUGGUUUUUCCCCUUCGUUUUGAGAGGUCUACGUUAAAUUUGUGUCUUCUCUAUGUUUUAUCUACUUUGUGUCGUAUUAAUUCAUAACAAGAAUUAUGGACUGUUUACCAUUUUUAUAAACAACUAUAUUAAUUUAAUUGUUUUUGAAGCAAGAGAUGGUCUAUAAAUGUGUCUCUGUUGUCGCAUUCAGGAGUAUAUUGUAAAAGAGCCAGGUAUGGGUCUUGCAGUGAGGUGGUUUUUUUUUGGAAAACACUCUUCUUCCACUAGUUAUGCAUAUUUAUUAAUUGAGUAAUGAUAUCUUUGGACAGCAAUAUUUAAACCAAUUAACUUGAAUCAAAAGUUCUCUAGCAGAAAAAUGUUACACAUGCAGAAAAGCGCACAAUUGCCCUUUUCUCCCCCCUUAAAAGUAUGCAGAAAUGCAAGCUGAACCAAAGAACUAAGAACAAAAUAGGACACAUGACUGUGUGCUACUUAAGCAAUGGAUUGUCAUGCAAAAAUCAACAUAUAAUUGCUACAAGUAAUAUCAUAACAUAUAAGCUGCUGUUUGAGAUAAGUUCAUUGUUGCAUGAGUGAUUUAGAAACUUUGAUUCUUACUCUUACAGAAUGCUUACCUAGUUUCUGACCUAAAUCCACAGAGCCUUCCUUCAUCUUCACAGUAUUUGGUAGAAAUUGGUAAUGUUAGGAACUGUCCAUUCUCUGAUUUCAAGUCGUCCGACUAAUCACGAUUAGUCGGGCUGGUCGGUUUAGGGUAAGCGAUUAGGGAACCCGACCCGAUUAGGUGUUCUGGUCGACCUAGUCGUCCGACUAGUCGAUGACUAGGCCCGAUAAAUUGCUCGAUCAGACAGUACUUAGCGACUAGGGUUUGUAUGACGUAAAAAAUUUGUAGGCCUUUUUUGGCGGGCGGUCCGGCUACAGGAGCUGAACCGUCAGAGGCGCCGUCGUGAUAUACCCUUGCACACGACGGUUUGUGUCUAAUCUCCUCGAUUCUUGGCGUCUUCAUCUCCUUCCUUCUGCAGUUCUGGUUCUCUAUCUCUAAUUUCUUCUCUUCUCCUGUUGUCGUUCUCUGUCCUCCUGGCUCUUGGGUUUUGAUCACUGGCGUCGGCGCACUGCACAAGGCUCUUGCCUCCUGGUAAGUUGAUCACCGGCGCGCAGAUUCAGUGACAGUCGAUGUAUUCAAAAACCUUGGCCCCAAUUCGUCUUCCUCGGCGCGCAACGCAAGGCUCCAUAUUCAGUGACAAUCAUAUUUACUUCUGUAUUCUGUAUUGUGUUCUGUCCUUCUAUGUUUUUGACUCAGUUCAUAUAGAGAAUAGAGAUUCUGUUCAUAUUGCCAUCCUCUGAAUCCUUAUUCCUUUGAUCAGUAUUGCAGAAUUCAUGUCAUGUUUACCCUACCCUUUAUAUAUAGUUAUAUACCGUAUAUAGUUAAUUAGUUAUAUACUAUAUACAUAUGUCCUGGAUGAACAGGACGACUAGUAUACGACCAGGUCGACCAGAGGUCGAUUAGUCGACCUAAUCGUCGAUUAAUCGAGAUUAGUCGCCUAGUCGGACCCCUAGGUCGACCAGCUGGUCGCUCGACCAGAAAACAAUGAGUCCAUCUUAACAUUGUCUCACCAAAUGCAAUGGUUCCUUUUGCAGUUUCGUUGAAGUCCAUGUUGUUAGAACGGUAAGGUAAUGGAAUGCUAUUUGAAAGAACCGUGCAGUCCAAUGGAAGAAAAUCAAUUGAUUGAAAAGAAGGUACCAAGUAAGUGAACCGGCUAGUAUUGUUAAGGCAAGAGAAGGGACCAGCAGUGCUGGCCGCCUGGCCGGACUACUUGGCAUGAACUUACUUAGGUCUUGUUCGUUUGUGCCGGAUUGGUGGGUCGGAACGAUUCCUAACCGGAUUGCUUCUCUAAUUUAUAUAAACUUUGAUUAGGUGGAACGAUUCCAGGUGCAAUCCAACACAAACGAACAAGGCCUUAGGCUUGUUCGGUUAGGGCUGAAUCGAGGGGGAUUAAAUCCCUUCUUAUCCAUCCCUAACCGAACAAGCCCUUAGAACUGGUUUGGUGACCAGAUCCUUCUCAAUUCCUUAGUCAUCAAAACAGCUCUAAUAUUGCCUCAUCCCCGUAAGGUCUAUAUACAUCGGUUGAUAGAUUGGUGGAGAUGAUCUUCUGAAAAGAGCACUUUGGAUUCUGCAAUUGAGAGACAAUGAUUAUAGUAUUGAUGCUAUACCCAAUGGAAUUACCUUUCAGUAGCCAAUAUUUGGGUGAACCAGGUGUCCCACAUGAUAGAGGGCUGGUUACAAGGUGGAAUGGAAAUCGGAUCUCUGGUCCUCCUUCGCUGCAACUGGAUGCUGGGCACUUCUGGAAGAAGCUUUUAUCACUGCUUGCUGUGGUCAUCGUGAUUCCAUAGUUGAGAAAUGAGAGCACCAAAGCUACAGCAAACAAAUUAGACAGUUGCGUGGCAGAAGAAUGGCAGCAGGCAAAGCAAGGUUGCGUCUACAAGAUUUAAAACCUUGUUGGAAUCAAUGACCACCAAUUAUUUGUCGUGAUGGCCCCAUAACCGUGGUGGAAGAUUUCUAGCUUUGCGGCUUGGUGAUUUGGACUUUCUGGGAUGUUUCUUGUAUAGUCCUGCAAUAUAGUCAUCCUUUUCCACACUACAGCCAUUGACCGCAAACGGAUUAGUCAAUAACAUAUACUUAUUUGAAAAGACAGCCAUGUUAAACAGAUUAGGAAGCCAAUUGAAAGCUGGAGCUUUGGUGAGCUGCAAAAGGACUCAUCCCAAAGCAUCCGCUGGCCAACUCAUAUAACUACGACUUGCCUCAGCAACAUGAGUUCCUUACAUCUGGGCAUGAGAAAAAGAAAAAAAAACUCAUUGAGAACUGAGAUGAGCAGAGGUUGAAGCAUGUUUGCAACGAAUGAAGGUAGAAGGCAAAGAUACGAAGAUAUGCCUGCAAAAGGAUCUAUAAGUGGAAGUUCAUGUCAGCUUUACUAACAGAUAGGAUCCGAGGCUUGAGUGCUUGACUUCUCUUCCUCUUCCCUCCUGUAUGGAUCAAGCCACAGAUAAUUAGCCUUCUCCUUUACUCUUGCUUCAACUUUCUAGUCUGACUCUGAUCUUGCCUUUGCUGAGCUUCAAUGGUUAGCUCUCAUGGAUUUCUUCUCUCCCUGCAAGCAUUAACCAUGGUUUCCACAAUUAUGACAAACACUGGAGUGAUAGCCACUCAAGGGCAAGCCUUCUGUCCUUCUUCCUCCUGUGGGCAUCUUCAAGACAUCCGAUCUCCUUUCCGUAUGCAAGGUGACCCACAAGGUUGUGGUUUCCCAGAAUACGAGCUGGUUUGUAUUGAUAGCAAGGCUAUAAUUCACAUCAAUAAUGGACGAUACUUUGUGACUAGCAUCUCCUAUAGCAACUCUACUUUCUGGGUCGUUGAUGCUAAUUUAGAUAACAGCAGCUGCCCCAUUCCUGCGAGCAACCAACGUCCCUAUGUAAAUGGUUUGCCAUCCGAAGGUCGCACCCUGCUGGAUCCUGACACAGUAACUUGGGCGGCCUUUGUGAGUUGUUCAGAGAUGCUAAGUGACGUUUCUUCCCCGUUCCUCAGUUGCUGUAGUGGUAUUUACCAGCCUGUCAACUGCCGAAGUACGAAGAAUUCUUUUGCUUAUGUCUUCACUACCACAUUCUUUCCUAUGGUUGGAGACAUCAAGCCGUCAUGUAGAUACUUGUCCAUGAUUCCUUUUGGAAGUCGGCAUGUCAAGCGACCAGAUAAUGCAAGCUAUGAUGAUAUUGUAAAGUUUAUGAAGAAUGGCUUUGCUGUAAAUUUUCCUUAUCGCAAUGGACGGUCGUAUCAUUUGGUCAUCAACACAUGCUUGAAAGAUGCAAAUGGUUACUUCAACGAUAAAAUAUCUAACUCAAGCAUUGUGGACCAGACAUUGGCUGCGGUUUUUGGGAUCGACCUUCGUUUCUUAAGAUGUGUAAAUGAUUACUCGUACAGAAGUAAAUUGUUUUGGGCUAUGGUCGCCAUGAUAUCUACUGUAGUCAUUGUGAAGUUCGUGAUAGUAUUUGGAAUACUAUCGAGGUUUGUGUUUGCACCAUUAACUGUACUGACCUUCCUCGCCUACAAGUACUGGAAAACAAGGAUAUCCAUUGACGCAGUCGAGAAGUUUCUCCAGAUGCAACAAGCUCUUAGCCCAGCAAGGUAUGCCUACACUGACAUCACCGCAAUCACAGGACACUUCAGAGAGAAGCUGGGCCAAGGAGGCUACGGAUCCGUGUACAGAGGCGUGCUUCCAGGUGACGUCAGCGUUGCUGUCAAAAUGCUGAGCAACUCGCUGUGCAACGGAGAUGAAUUCAUCAGCGAAGUGUCCACCAUCGGAAGCAUCCACCAUGUCAACGUGGUGCGUCUGGUGGGGUUCUGUUCGGAAGAAACCAAGAGGGCGCUCAUCUACGAGUACAUGCCUCGUGGAUCUCUCGAUAAGCACAUCUUCUCUUCCGAGCAAAGCUUUUCGUGGGAUAAGCUCAAUGGAAUAGCUUUAGGCAUCGCCAGAGGGAUCAACUACUUGCACCAAGGCUGUGAGAUGCAGAUUCUGCACUUUGACAUCAAACCACACAACAUCCUUUUGGACAACAGCUUCACUCCUAAAGUUGCCGACUUUGGGCUAGCCAAGCUGUACCCAAGGGACAACAGCUUUGUGCCGGUGAGUGCCGCGCGGGGAACCAUUGGGUACAUAGCUCCGGAGAUGAUCUCCCGUAAUUUCGGCGUCGUUUCGUGCAAGUCAGACGUCUACAGCUUCGGGAUGCUGUUGCUGGAGAUGGCUGGUGGACGGAGGAACCUAGACCAGCAUGCAGAGAGGAGAAGCCAGACGUACUACCCAGCUUGGGUGUAUAGCCAUCUAACUCGGCAGGAGGUGGGCGAGAUCUGCGAAGCUUUCGAUGUCCACGAGGUGGAGAGGAAGCUGUGCGUUGUUGGGCUAUGGUGCAUUCAGAUGAAGCCACAUGAUCGGCCAACGAUGGCUGAGGUCGUUGGGAUGCUUGAAGCUGGCGCUGACGGUCUGCAGAUACCUCCCCAGCCAUUCUUCUGUGGGGGUGAGCUUACUGGUAGCACUUCGUAUUUCUCCUCGGAGUUGAGCGCAAUCUCGGAGAAUGGAUGAGGUUACUGGUUCCACAAGAUGAACUGCCAAUGUGCUACAAGUAGCUAGAAUCUGAAAAAAAAUCUGUUGUACUUGGACGAUGCUCAAUAUUUAGUCGGUUGCAGUGCACUGUAAUUCGAUUCUAUGCUGUAAUGCGUCUGCAUCAGGCACCAGCAGCUUCUUGGAUCAAAGGGAUGAGCAUGUACUCGUAUGAUGAAUUAAAAAAUUUGGUGGAUUUCAUAUGGAUAAUCCGUGUUGCUCGUA